This is a messenger RNA of Mercenaria mercenaria, 4318 nucleotides long. Its product is annotated as high-affinity choline transporter 1-like. Gene Ontology annotation, cellular component: plasma membrane. The record is from RefSeq and is a predicted model, not a curated record. The transcript has 9 exons. Bases 687 to 2396 code for a protein of 569 amino acids. Gene Ontology annotation, biological process: acetylcholine biosynthetic process; transmembrane transport; choline transport. Gene Ontology annotation, molecular function: choline:sodium symporter activity. NCBI's taxonomy places the organism in Eukaryota, Metazoa, Mollusca, Bivalvia, Venerida, Veneridae.
GACCAGGUUGUUUUAUAGGAUAUUCCAGGAACUCUACCCAGAAAUUAUAGCUUUAAUUUCAUUUGGUAAGCUCGUUUAAGUUUAGAUUUUCGCAUGUGGAAAUGUUUCAUAAAAAGCACAAUGAAUAAAUGCUUUUACGGUAGCAUGGUGCCACUGCUACUGUUGCUAUAAUAACCUCUCUAAUGGAUAAUGAGAUCCAUUUCGGUAAUUACUGUUUAUACCAUAACGGAUAAUUAUUUGAUCUUGAUCAAUGAUGUUAUUCAGAGUUUGUGUGGAAAUAUCUUCCUAAUAAAAAGGGUCACAACUCUCCUGCCACUGCAGUCCUAUUGUUGUAUAUUAUGGCUGCAGAAAUACAUAAAUGUGCCAUAUUUCGGUCCAGGAGAAUUUAUGUUAGCAGAAGUCAGACCUCCCAGAUCUUUUUACUGUCUCCAUCACAGAAAUUGGAUAAUUUUUGUAUAAAGCAAUCUUCUUAGCUUGUGAAGAUUUAAGUUUAAUUUUUAGAUAAUCCAGUGUUAUCUACAAAUGGCUUUCUUGUAUUUCUUGGGGAUGCAGUGACUUCUUAGAGGGGUUUCACACAAACGGAUGGACUAAAUGUUUUAAUGCUUCAUUGUAGUCAUGUAUGUUUUUCAGGACCAUUACUGUCUUCAAUACCUGAAUUUAACUAACAAGUUCAUCCAGUGAUCACAAUGGCAAUUCAUAUACCAGGACUUAUCGCCAUUAUUGUGUUUUAUCUACUGAUCUUACUGGUUGGAUUAUGGGCAGGAAGAAAAGCAAAGCAGACAGGCACUGAUGCAAACUCUGAAAAUGUGAUGCUGGCAGGGCGUAAUAUAGGUCUACUAGUUGGAGUGUUUACUAUGACAGCGACAUGGGUAGGAGGAGGUUUCAUCAAUGGAACAGCAGAAUAUAUUGUCAGAGAUGGGUUAAUCUGGUGCCAGGCUCCAUUUGGAUAUGCAGUGUCACUGUUAAUAGGAGGUUAUUUCUUUGCAAAUAAGAUGAGAUCUCAGGGUUAUGUUACCAUGUUGGACCCCUUCUCCCAGAAAUAUGGAGAGAGAAUGGGUGGAUUGCUAUACAUUCCAGCUUUACUGGGAGAGGUAUUCUGGUCAGCAGCCAUAUUGGCAGCUCUUGGUGCUACUUUAUCUGUUAUACUUGAGUUGGAUCCAAAGAUUUCUAUCAUUGUAUCAGCAUGUAUUGCUGUGUUCUACACUUUGUUUGGAGGACUGUACUCUGUAGCAUAUACAGAUGUUGUACAACUUAUCUGUAUAUUUGUUGGCUUGUGGGUGUCCAUUCCAUUUGCCUUCACACAUGAAGCAGUUGGUGAUAUCACAGUGAAUGCAACUGUGAACUGGGUGAAAACAAUUGAUCCAGUUUAUUCUGGGGUGUAUAUAGACAGCUACUUGCUGCUGAUGUUUGGAGGAAUCCCAUGGCAGGUGUAUUUCCAGCGGGUAUUGUCAGCAAGUACAGUACGUAAUGCCCAGAUCUUGUCAUAUGUUGCUGCAUUUGGUUGUAUUGUUAUGUCAAUACCUUCCAUACUCAUUGGAGCCAUAGCAUCUGUAACAGAUUGGAAUCAAACUGAGUAUGCACACAUUGGAACAGUGCCAAUCCCUUCUGAGGACUUAAACCUGGUACUGCCCCUAGUUCUACAAUACUUGACUCCACAAGCAGUAGCGUUUAUUGGACUUGGUGCUGUUUCUGCAGCUGUAAUGUCGUCUGCUGAUUCCUCCAUAUUGUCUGCUAGCGCCAUGUUUGCUAGAAAUGUGUACAAGCUGAUUUUCAGACAAAAUGCAUCAGAAAGAGAAAUCCUUUGGGUAAUGAGGGUUUCUAUAUUUGGUGUUGGUAUCCUAGCAACUGUGAUGGGCAUCACCGUAGAUUCCAUCUACACACUGUGGUUCCUGUGUUCAGAUCUGGUAUACGUUGUGUUGUUCCCGCAGCUCUUGUGUGUUAUAUAUCUACGUUGGACUAACACGUAUGGUUCCCUUGCUGGAUAUAUACUUGGACUAUUCUUUCGGCUGGCUGGAGGUGAAGAAGCACUUAAUAUUCCUAUUCUUAUAAAAUACCCAUUUUAUGACGAAACACAUGGUCAACUUUUCCCGUUUAAAACACUAGGCAUGCUUAUUACAUUAACAUCGAUUGUUGCUUUCUCGUACCUGACCAAGUAUUUGUUUGAACAUGCUAUAUUGCAUAGAAAGUUAGAUAUAUUUAUGUGUGUUGUAAAUACACCAGAUGAAAACAUAGCUCUGCGUGAUACAGAACAGAGCGAAAUGUCAGCGAUAACUCCUACAGAUGAAAAGAAUGGAAAAAUAAACCCUGCGCUAAAAUUUUCAUCAGAUGAUCUUCCGAUUUUACAAGGAAAAGACUUUGCUUACGAGAAAAAUCUGUCACCAGAUAUGUAUAAAUAAAACAUGCAUAUUACUGUAAAUAUUUAGCACCUGCAGAUGAAAAAAAAAUGAACUCAGUGCUAACAUUUUCAUAAGAUCUUUUGUUUUAAGUGGAAAGGUGUUUGCUUACAAGAAAAUUUUGUCUCCAGAUAUGUAUAAAUAAUGAAUGCAUAAAAAAUGUUGUUACUGUAAAUAUCUAUUAUCUAACAUCCACUGAAGAAAGGGAUUGAAAAUAGAAACUCAGCACAAUUUUCAGCAGAGGAACUUUUGGAUUUACAAGGAAAAGAGUCUGCUUACGAGAAAAAUCUGUCAUCAGAUUUGUAUAAAAAACAUAGCGUUACACAGAAAUGAUGUUGUCAUAAAUAUAUCUGCGUGUUCAUUGAAUAUGUCUUAGCAGUUACAUUUAAGCAGCCAGCAAAUCGAAGGAUGAAACAAAAUGAAGGAUGAAAAAAAUCAAAUAAAUAGACAUGUUUUAGUUUAGUAAUUAGCACUAUUGUCAAGUUGUUUCAUAAUGAGUAGAUUUUUGUCGAGCCCGCUUGCGGAAGCGAGGACAUAGUUGUCCAAAUGGCUGUUCGGUGUAUGUGCGUGCGUCCGUGCAUGCGUCUGUGUGUACGUCUGUCCGAUUUGUUUGUCCAGACCAUAACUUUGACAUGCAUGGAGCAAUCUCGUUUAUAUUUGGCAUGAAUGUUAACCUCAUUGAGAUGAAGUGUCUUGCGCAAAGGUCAAGAUCACACUUGGAGGUCAAAGGUUAAAUUCAAUAAUGACUUUGUCCAGAGUAUUUCUUCUUCAUGCAUGGAGGGAUUUUGAUGUAACUUGGCACAAAUGUUCACAACAAUAUGACGGAGUGUCAUGCACAAGAACCAGGUCCCUAGAUCUAAGGUCAAGGUCACACUUAGAGGUCAAAGAUCAGAUACAAGAAUGACUUUGUCCGGAGCAUUUUUUUUUCAUGCAUGGAGGGAUAUUGGUGUAACUUGGCACAGUUGUUCACCCUCAUGAGACGGAGUGUCAUGUGUAAGAACCUAGAAUACUUCCCUUUGUUGUUACUAUAAAUAGCUUAUAUUGUAACUUUAUUAUUACUGGUCGUAGGGAAAAAUCAAAACCACUUUUCUGUUGUACAAUAUGUAUGUUACAUCUAAUUUUGAGGUGUAUUUUGACCCAUCUCUACUGGUAAGGAUUUUUGUGUGGACUUAGAUUUUUUUUAAAGAUUUACUUCCCUUUGUUGUUACUAUAAAUAACUUAUAUUGUAACUUUUUGCAAUCAUUUUUAUUUGGCAUAAAUGUUUGCCUCAAUGAGACAAGGUGUCAUGUGCAACUCCUAGUCCUUUUGACAGCUGGCGGGCUCGACAUGUUGCCCGUGGGCAUCUAGUUUUUCUUCAGAAUUUUGAACAUUUUUGGUCUGUAUCCAAAGACAAAUGAAUAUAACAUGUAUUUUAAAUUUAGUUUGUUAGUUGCGGCAUCAGUUGCAGCGUAAUUCAUCAUGAAUGGUUUAGAAGUGCGUAUAGAAUUCGCAUAUUGAAGGAUACGUAUUUCACAAACAGAGUCACAGUAUAAUGUUGUCGUUUUCCCAUUUUCAUGUGCGAACAUAGACAUGUGUAAUACCAGAAUUUGUUUUAAAAAAUCACUUUAGUCUGCCAUUGUAUAAAAAGCUUAUCUUAUAGGUUUUAGAUGCAUAUUUUUAACAUUUUGUGUCAACAACAAUAAUGUAUGUGGCAUAAUACAUUCCAUACAUAGCUCUAUGACAGAUCCUGUUUUCUUUAUCUCUAUCCAUAUAUGUACAAAUUGUAGGCUGAAUGCUAUAGUGUUCUAUGUCUGAAUUUAGAAUAAAUGAAAAAAUCGAUCCUUAAGAUUUUGACAUAAUUAACUAUGAACCAUUUUUCUACAGGAUUUGCAGGUUGGCAAUUUAAUUUCAAAGAAGAUAUAAGGGAAUUACAAUCUUUAUGCUUA